AUGGAUCGUGGAAUAUCCUCAGCGAAGUAUCUCGUUUACUAUUAUUGCGAACAAGCAAUGAAAUUCUUCAUCGUCUUCAGCGCCCUCCUCGCCAGCGCCUCUACCGUGCUCGCCUCUCCUGCCGAGGACACAACCUCCUCCCUUCAAUUCGCGCAGGACGGCACGGCACCCAACGGAUGCCACUGGGAGGGCACUGCACCCUUCUGUGCAGGUUCGUGCGCCCAAGGGUAUACCGAGAUCGAUCGUGGCGGGUGCGGCGACGGCGCCUGCUGCAUCACUGGAAUCAAGACACUGUGCUGCACUCAGGCUGCCGCUGCCGCUGCAAAGAAGAAGAUUGCUAACGCCAAGCCAAUUUAA
Messenger RNA from Psilocybe cubensis, 357 nucleotides. RefSeq lists its product as uncharacterized. Lineage: Eukaryota; Fungi; Basidiomycota; Agaricomycetes; Agaricales; Agrocybaceae. The transcript is spliced from 3 exons. The record is from RefSeq and is a predicted model, not a curated record. The coding region runs from base 1 to 357 and encodes 118 amino acids.